AAGAGACCCAUCUGCGCUGUGGGGUUCUCUGUCCAUGUCCAGAGUUUUUUUUUUUUUUUAAAUAAUUAUCAUUCUUAUCAAUGCAAAUGAUUUAGCAUUUCUUUCUGCUAGCUUGUUCUAAUCAAUCGCAAUCUCAAAAUUUUCACUUGAAUUUGUAAUCUUUUGAUGAACAGUAGCUGCCACAAUUGGAGUUGACCAAGAAAGGUUUCUUUUUUUCUUUUUAUCUAGCUUUCCAUCCAAUUUACAGAAACUUCCUUAUAAAUUACCUUUACCUUCUUCAGUUUGACGAGUUAAAUAAGUCCACAGUAGCCAAGUUUAAUACUCCAAAUUCGCCAUUAUUGCAAAUUUCUGGAGCAGUUGAUAAGGGGGAGAGAGAGAGAGAGAGAGGUUUUGAGUAUUGAAAUUUGGAAGGGCUCUUUAGCUGAUGGGAGGGAAGAGCUCAAAAGGGUCGAGUGGGAGACAUAUUCCAUCAUCAUCAUCAUGGAAUCAGUACGGAUACCCACAAGCAUCACCAUAUCCAUACCAAUCUCCUCAACAAAACCAAUAUUACAUGCCUCAGCACCACCAGCCCUCUACUUCUUACAGUUAUGAAGCAGAAAGGCCUCAGCCACAGAGGAGGUUGGAUAGGAAGUACUCCAGGAUUUCUGAUGAUUACAAGACCUUGGAUCAGGUUACUGCUGCUCUUGCUCAAUCUGGCCUGGAGUCUUCUAAUCUCAUUGUUGGCAUUGAUUUCACAAAAAGUAACGAGUGGACAGGGGCAAGAUCAUUCAAUCGACGAAGCUUACAUCACAUUGGCAAUGGGCAAAAUCCAUAUGAACAGGCAAUAUCAAUUAUUGGCCGGACUUUAUCUGCAUUUGAUGAGGAUAACUUAAUUCCUUGUUUUGGUUUUGGAGAUGCAUCAACGCAUGAUCAAGAUGUCUUCAGUUUUCAUCAAGAUGAAAAAUUCUGUAAUGGAUUUGAGGAAGUGCUGACGCGAUACAGAGAAAUUGUUCCCCAACUUAGACUUGCAGGUGUGGCUUCUAUUAUUCCAUUAGUCUGUCUAUGUUACUGCAUUAAUCAUGUUCUACCACCUAGUUUUAAUGCACAUUUUUAUAUUUCUAUGGCAGGACCAACAUCUUUUGCGCCCAUAAUUGACAUGGCUAUUACUAUUGUUGAGCAAAGUGGUGGACAGUACCAUGUUCUGUUGAUAAUUGCUGAUGGACAGGUAACAAGGAGUGUUGAUACACAGCACGGUCAACUCAGUCCACAGGAGAAAAAGACAAUUGAUGCAAUUGUAAAAGCAAGUGAAUACCCUCUAUCAAUAAUUUUAGUUGGGGUUGGUGAUGGACCUUGGGAUAUGAUGAGAGAGUUUGAUGACAAUAUCCCUGCUAGAGCCUUUGAUAAUUUUCAGUUUGUAAACUUCACAGAAAUAAUGUCAAAAAAUGUGAAUGAGUCCAGAAAGGAGACAGAGUUUGCUCUUGCAGCAUUGAUGGAAAUACCUGCUCAAUACAAAGCAACUAUUGAGCUUGGUUUAUUGGGUCGCCGGUCAGGGAAUGCUUCGGAGAGGGUUCCUCUGCCCCCACCUCUUCGUGGACCAUCUUCUUUCAGCAACAGUGGAAAAACUUCACGCUCAAGCAGCUUUCAGCAACGCGUACCUUCUUAUUCUGGAUAUGAUUCAUCUGUACCUUCCUACUCUGGAUAUGACUCACCAGUUUCUGGAUAUGAUACGCCUGUCAAUACAGCUCCUUAUUCAAGUUCUACUUCUACUUAUGAUAAUCAGGUUUGUCCCAUUUGUCUUACUAAUAGAAAGGACAUGGCCUUUGGUUGCGGGCAUCAGACUUGUUGCGAGUGCGGAGAAGACUUGCAAUCAUGCCCCAUUUGUCGAAGCUCAAUAAAUACUAGAAUCAGGCUCUAUUAAUAAUCUCCAAUACGCAUCUCUGAGAUUGGUCUCUGCCACCAGUGAGUUUGGUUCAGUGAAGCUGAUUCAAAUGCUCAUUUUCUGAAGCAGGGACAGCUUAGCCUUUUGUGUAUUUCCUCAUUAUUUCUUGUUCACUAAGAAGGAAACAGUUUUGAGAUGCACAGGACAGGAGUGUGGCUCAUAUCUUGGUAUAUGUUUGUAUUCUUUGGCAUGAGUCAAAAGGAAAAUCAAGCUGCAGGGGAAGUGUAUAAAUGUUGACCUGGUAAAUAUUUUCGAGAAAGAGUUUGAAACAAUGUCUUCCCGAAGCCAUUAUUCUUCAUCAAAGCUUCUGUUUCACUGUGUGAUUUUGGCAGAAGCUUAGCUAUUGAAAGACUAUUUUAGACUGUUGGGUGUGUUUGGUUUUAGAGCAGAUAGAUGAUAAGGACUUGUAGUCCACAUUUUCUUUUUCUAGUCGUUGGAGGUUAUGUUAGAUCUGUUUGUUUGAUUGUGGAAAUCUACACUUUGGCUAAGGUUUAGAAAUUUAGUGGUGCAAAUUAUAUUGGAUUUGCUGUACGCAUGCACCACUAGUCUUAUUAUUGCAGGAGGGUGACCAUGAGAAAGAUAAAUUCUUUCUGUAUUGCCACCGAGAUUUGUAUAUAGAGUGUUUGUUCCACUAAUUUUUAUUGCAUGGCAGCUUUUGGUUUGAAA
This is a messenger RNA of Manihot esculenta (cassava), 2584 nucleotides long. RefSeq names its product E3 ubiquitin-protein ligase RGLG2. The transcript is spliced from 11 exons. The coding region runs from base 425 to 1897 and encodes 490 amino acids. NCBI's taxonomy places the organism in Eukaryota, Viridiplantae, Streptophyta, Magnoliopsida, Malpighiales, Euphorbiaceae. The record is from RefSeq and is a predicted model, not a curated record.